This is a messenger RNA of Eutrema salsugineum, 669 nucleotides long. Its product is annotated as protein DMP5. The coding region runs from base 1 to 669 and encodes 222 amino acids. Gene Ontology annotation, biological process: endomembrane system organization. Lineage: Eukaryota; Viridiplantae; Streptophyta; Magnoliopsida; Brassicales; Brassicaceae. The record is from RefSeq and is a predicted model, not a curated record. The transcript has a single exon.
AUGUCUAGCGGCCUUAGGCUAAGAAACGCGUAUAUUCCGGCGCCGGAGCCUGAUGACCUUUCCGAGCAGCUGCCGUCAGAAACACAGCCCGCGGCGCUCAAAAGACAGAUGUCAAUGUCUCAACGAGCCAUGUCAAACACGCUAACGUCAGCAGCAAAUCUCUCAAACCUCCUCCCAACGGGAACACUCCUCGCGUUUCAACUCUUAACGCCCGUUUUCACUUCAAACGGCGUUUGCGACCACGCAACUCGUUUCCUAACCGCUAUUCUCCUCUUCCUCUUAGCCGCGUCUUGCUUCGUCAGCUCUUUCACCGAUAGCGUUAAAGCCGACGAUGGAACGAUCUACUUUGGUUUCGUCACGUUCAAAGGCAUGUGGGUCGUCGAUUACCCUGACAUUACCGGGUCGGGUUUACCCGAUUUAGCCAAAUAUCGGAUGCGGGUCGUUGAUUGGAUCCAUGCCACGUUGUCGGUUUUAGUGUUUGGAGCGGUUGCGUUGAGAGAUAAGUAUGUAACGGAUUGCUUUUGUCCGUCGCCGGAGGAAGAGACGAAACAUGUUUUGGACAUUGUUCCGGUGGGUGUUGGGGUUAUGUGUACCCUUUUGUUUACUGUUUUUCCGGCGAGACGUCACGGUAUUGGAUAUCUUGUAACCGGAAAUAUUGAUCGCCGGUAA